This is a messenger RNA of Nematolebias whitei (Rio pearlfish), 947 nucleotides long. RefSeq names its product glycosaminoglycan xylosylkinase. The record is from RefSeq and is a predicted model, not a curated record. Bases 1 to 702 code for a protein of 233 amino acids. Lineage: Eukaryota; Metazoa; Chordata; Actinopteri; Cyprinodontiformes; Rivulidae. The transcript has 4 exons. Gene Ontology annotation, molecular function: phosphotransferase activity, alcohol group as acceptor. Gene Ontology annotation, biological process: protein phosphorylation. Gene Ontology annotation, cellular component: Golgi apparatus.
AUGAUCACCAUUAAUCUUCAUCACUGUUUCUGUUUUCUCUCUUCAGGUAAUAACACGUGUUUUUACGGAAAGUGUUACUACUGUCGGGAGACGGAGCCGGCGUGCGCAGAGGGAGAAAUCAUGGAGGGGUCUUUAACCCUUUGGCUGCCGGACGUCUGGCCUCUGCAGAAACACAGGCACCCGUGGGGACGCACAUACAGAGAGGGGAAAUUGGCCAGGUGGGAGUAUGACGAAAGUUACUGUGAUGCGGUAAAGAAAAUGCCCCCCUAUGAUGCUGGGCCAAGGUUACUGGACGUCAUCGACACGGCUGUUUUUGAUUAUCUGAUUGGGAAUGCAGAUCGGCAUCACUAUGAGAGUUUCCAGGAUGAUGGAGGAGCCAGCAUGCUCAUCCUGCUCGAUAACGCAAAGAGUUUUGGGAAUCCUUCUUUGGAUGAGCGAAGCAUCCUGGCACCACUCUAUCAGUGCUGCAUGAUUCGAGUGUCUACGUGGAACAGGCUAAACUUCCUGAGAGGGGGAGUUCUAAGUUCAGCUAUGCGGCAAGCUCUGGCUUUUGAUCCCAUCCAUCCGGUUCUGACUGAACCACACUUCGCAGCCCUGGAUCGGCGUUUGUCUGGAGCCAUAACAACUGUGAAACAGUGCAUAGAAGCACAGGGCCCCGAUAACACUCUGAUAGAAGACAGAAUGAAUCUCCCACAUCCUUAAAAUUCAGUCCCGAGGAGAACAUUAGUCACCUCUGGUCUGUGGUGCAGGCUCGAGAGGAGGUGCAGAGUAUUGACAGGAUGGACUAAAGACAAUUUGUAUCUUCAUUCCUUUUCUUUUUAUCGAUGGUCCGAGUUCUCCAAAAGGAAUCGCAUGACAGAGUUGGAAACACAACGCUUUUAUUUGUAAAAGCUUCCUCUCAGGACUGUUUACACAAGGAUAGCUUAAACUGCUAGACCUGUCUUACU